GGGCCACCGCAGAGGAAGUGUCGCCGAAGAGUUGCUUCUGCGGUGGGGGGGGGACCCUUCUGCGGAACCACUACCUAGAAGUCAUCUGGGAGGGGCUGUUGCUAAGGGGUCGUCUCCAGGGACCAUUCUUUAAGGGUUGUUGAUAAGGGGCUAUUGCAGAGGGGUUUGGGCAACAGUCCAUUCCUGGGGGACCUUUGCUGAAGUCUCAUCCUGAGGGGCGUUCCUGGACUGACAAGAGAGGUCUCAAGCAUCUUCCCAUCCUCGGCUUCUUAAACACUGAAACCACAGCUAACUUCUGUCUCCCAGUAUGGAAGAACCUACUGCCCAGUUCUCUGACGAGGAGCUGAUGGACAACUUCCCCACCAUGGACGAUGAGAGAAUCCAGUUAGAGGCUCCAGAGUUUGAGGUGGAACCGCUUCCUGUGGGAUUUCAGGACGCCACUGCCCUAGGAUGUAGCUGUUUAGCAAAAGAAGAGGAAGGGAAUGCUGAGAAAGUGAAGAAGAUGAAGAAGACAACCAUCAAAGACAAAGUGGAGGCGUUUCAUCUUCGCAAGAGCUUGAACCUCCUAGACAAACUGCAUGAGGAAAAGGACCUUUUUAUUCAAAAGACUAGAGGGGAGCUGCGUGUCUGUCGUCAGAGGAUGGACCUGCUCAACAAGCAACAGGAGAGCUUGGCGUCUGAGAUAUCCGCGGAGAGAGACGCCAACAACAUGGCUGCUAUGGGCCGUCUUCAGGCUGCAUCCAGACGCCUGCACGCAGAGCUGGAGAAUGAAAAAGAUCUGCAGUCCAAGAUCACGGCCAUGCUGAAGGACAGCGAGAAUUCCAUGUGGCACAUUGAGAUCCAGAAGGGGCAAUUUGAGGAUGUCCGGAAGCGUAAUGAAGAAGAGGCAGAAGCUAGGCAGAGGAGCCUUGAGAUACACGCAGCUCAGCAGCUUCAGAAGGAGAAAGAAACCCUGGAGAAGGUGGAGAGGAACCGUCUGCUGAGGGCCCAGAAGUCCUUGCAUGUGCAGAAGGAGCUGGGGCAGAAACAUCAGAAACUGGUGGAAGAUGCUCAGAAAAACCACAGGAUUGCCGUAAAGUUCCUGAAGGCCUCUCUGGGAAGAAUUCGAGAGCGAGAGCAGGAGGAGGAGAUGGAGUCCCGCAAGCACAUGAAACAGCGCAUGGAUGCUGUGCUGGCGUUGAAGAACAGCAUCACUGCCAGUCGGGAAACACUGAAGAAGUUCCAAGCCUGGGGCCAGAGUAGGGCAGAGCUGGCUAAGCAGAAGGCCCUUACGGAGAAGGAGGUGAUCCUGGCCCAAGGUGGCGACGCGUUCAAGCACCUUGUUCAUCAGCGCAGGCACCAGGAGCUGGAAGCCCAGAAACGGGCUUUUGAAGAGGAGCAGAAACUCCGGAAGCAGGAGAUUGUAAGUCGAAUCUUGAAAGAGGAAGCUGAGGAGGAAAACAGGAAAAAGAAACAGCACCCACCCCCUAAAGCCACAGACGGACGGACUCUGCGGGACAAGACCUGGAAGUACAUCUCCGACUUCUGCGAGGGGAAGGCUGCGAUGCCCGCAAGUCACCUGCUGGAAAAUGAGAUAGCCUUACGCCCCAAGCCCACCUGUCUGCUGAAAGCCAUAUCCAGUGAGUCUAUGCAGAUGGACCUGGGGAGCAUUAGUACCGAGGAGGAGGUCCUGGCUGAACCAGAUAUCCCCGGGCUUUGGAGCAAAGAGUACAAGACACACCAGGUGUCCAAGAAGGACAUGGAACAGAAACCUGUGGGUGGUACCAAGAUGGACAAGGACAUCCUGGCUCGCACGAUGGAGCAGCUGCGCGGUGGGGUGGUCCAUAAGCAGGUGGUCUCUGGGAGGGAGUUCAAGGGUCGACCGUUCAACAGCAAGCCCGAGGUCAUUCACUUCAAGGACUUUGAUAUUGGCAAAGUGUACAAGAAGAAGAUCACAUUGAUAAAUGCUACUUACACAAUCAACUAUUGUAAGCUGGUGGGUGUGGAGGAGAACCUGAAGGACUUCAUCCAUAUUGACUUUGACCCCCCUGGUCCCAUGUCAGCCGGGAUGUCCUGUGAAGUUCUGGUCACCUUCAAGCCUAUGUUGUCCCUUGACAAGGAGCUCAUUGAGUUUGGCAGCUAUGUGGUGGGUGAGACCACGUCCCGGACCAUCACACUGACCAAUGUUGGGGGCCUGGGCACCAGAUUCAAGUUUCUCCUGGAUUCUGAGUUCUUUGAGAUGGAAGAACCCCAACCCAUCAUGAAAAUAAGCAGCCUCUACACCUGUGAGGACAAAAGUCUCUAUGAGAAGAUCAUUACUAGUCUCUCUGAGCAACAGCUUGACAUCAAUGAAUCCUCCCCAGUGGACAUCCCGAGCCAAAAAGAAUCCGAGAAAGAUGAAAUGGAGAUUAUGCCUGCGGCCAGUGUCAUAACCAUGGCUCCCAGUGAGGAACAGGCAGAGAUAACCUUGGGGGAGGUAACAGAGGGAGAAAUCGGCCCCUUCAGUUCCGUCAAAAUACCCAUUAUCUUCACCCCAGUUAUUCCAGGAGAGGUCCAGACUAAGUUCAAGGUUAUGUUUAAGAAUUCGCAGUGUCCCACGUUAUAUUUUAGGGCCACGGGUAUUGCCGUCGAUGUGCCAGUCUGGGUGCCGAGGGCCACCGUGGACCUGAAGAUCUGUAUGUACGACCGACUCUACCAGGACUCCAUCAUUGUCCACACGAGAUCCAAAGCAGCCCUGCGCCUAAAGUUUGAAGUCUGCAAGGAGCUGAGAGGCCACAUGGAGCUUCUGCCAGAAACAGGCUACAUCCAGGCCCAGUCCUCCUACUCCGUACAGCUCAAGUUCCUGCCUCGACACUCCCUCCCUGAGGAUGCAGGGAAGUAUUUUGACGAGAACAGUCGCGUUCUGGAGGCUCCAAUGACAAUCUGGGUGGCUGACCAGAACAAACCCGUGGGGUUCACUGUCCAAGCCGUCGUCACCACCUCAGACUUGGAAAUCAGCCCCUUGGAGAUAAACUUCGGCUACUGCACCAUCUAUGAGGCUAUCAGGACAGAAAUCAGCCUCAGCAACCUCUCACUACUGCCCCAGGAGUUUGGGUUCGUCGGACUUCCAAAGUAUGUGGACAUCCAGCCCAAUGAUGGGUUCGGAACAAUUUUGCCGCUGGAAACUUUGCAACUUGAUGUGAUCUUCCAGCCCAUUAAGGCCAAGGAAUACAGAUUUGAGCUGAUUUGCAAAUCCGAAAUAAACCGGUGCUUCAAGGUGUCUUGCCAAGCAGUGGGUGUCCACCCACCCCUGGAGCUGUCCCACUACCAGAUCAAGUUUUCAGCCACGGCCCUGUGUGGCACCACUGUAUCUAGACUGUACGUCAUCAAUUCUCACCUGAGCAUGAACAAACUGACCCACUCCUUGCCUCGAAUUGGGUCUGAGGAAGCCACCCCAGUGGGACCCACAUCCUUUGAGUUCUUGCUGCCCCCUAAUUCACCCAUCACCAUCUCACCAUCCGUGGGGACUGUGUUGCCAGGAAAGAAGUGUUUGGUCCAAGUGGUCUUCCAGCCUGUGCUGCCGCAUGAGGUAAUCCUGAAGGAAGCCAUGCAGAUCCUGAACAAGGAAAAGGAGAACAAACCGUUCCAAAAAGAAACAGUCCAAAGGAAGGAAACGUGGAAACCGUCCAUGCCUGUGGUUCGUGUUCACAACCGGGACCGACCAAGCCGGGCCUCCACGCCCCACACUCCAGAGCUGCAUAGGCAGGAGCUCAGUGUCAGCUCCAAUGAAUACCAAGCUGCACAAGCCAACUUGGCCAGAUCCUUCCAGGGGAAGUUUGACAGGAUUGUGGUCCCCUGUGUUGUUGCCAGUGGUGACAUCAAAGACAGGAAGGAAUUGGAACCUCUGAGCUUCAGCCCCCAUAAUACUCUAUAUCUGGAGCUGUGGUGUCCAGCAGUGGCUCCGUCCAUUGUGCUGACAUCCAACAAAGGCAAUAGUGUCCUUAACUUUGGUGACAUUGCUGUAGGGCAUCGAAGUAUAAAGAAGAUCACCCUCCAGAACAUUUCCCCUGAGGACCUUGCUUUGGAGUUCUCAGUGCUGAGCCCCAAUGGCCCCUUCGUUCUGAUAAACCCCUCCAGGAAGCUGUGUUCUGGCGAGUCACAAACCCUGGCACUGUCCUUCUCUCCCCAUGAGAGCACGCUGGUUCAAGAAAUCCUGGACAUCAUCACCAAGAGAGGCACUCUCAGCCUCACCCUGACCGGCACAGGUGUGGCAUCCAUGAUCACAUGCUCCAUUGAAGGCAACAUCCUCAACAUGGGCUAUGUGCUUGCCAGAGAAUCUGUCUCAACAACUUUUAAGCUGCAGAAUGAAUCCUCACUUCUUAUUAAGUUCUGGAUGCAGCUGGAGAGCCUCUCCAAAAAAAGGGAUGAGACCCGGCAGCAACUACCAAAGUUCCUUACCUCCCGUGAGCAGAGGACUGAGAUUGUUGGCACACAGAACCACAACGGGCAGAGCGUAUUCAGUGUUGCUCCAGUUGAGGGACUCAUGCACCCUGGGAAGGCUCAAGAAUUCACUGUGACCUUCAGUCCAGACCAUGAGAGCCUCUACUUCUCUGACCUGCUCCAAGUGGUGCUCUUUGAAAAGAAAGUCUCCCAUCAGAUCCUCCUGAAGGGUGCUGCCCGCGAGCACAUGAUGUUUGUGGAGGGAGGAGACCCACUGGAUGUGCCUGUGGAGUCCCUGACAGUGAUCCCUGCCUUGGACACAGAACAUAGAGAAGAAGCUGAGGAGAUAAAGCCCAUUCUGGUGACCUUGAACUAUGUCCAGUUUGACACAGACACGCCAAUCCCACCUGCCACCCGAGAGCUGCAAGUGGGCUGUAUCCGGACUACCCAGCCGUCACCAAGGAAGUGGUCUCAAUGCCUCGCAGACUGUGGAGUUCAGCCUGGAUGGUGUCGCAUGGCUACAGCACAAGGGCUUCUCCAUCGAGCCGUCCAGGGCUUCUGUGGAGCGUGGUCAGACCAAGACCAUCAGCAUCUCCUGGGUACCACCUGCUGACUUUGAUCCGGACCAUCCACUCAUGGUGUCAACCCUACUGCAGCUCCGGGGAGACGGAAAGGAAACCUACAAAGUCAUCUUUGUAGCCCAGGUGGUGGCUGGGAUCUGAGGUCACAGGAACCCGCAGAGCCUCUUGGACCCUCCCACCCACCCUUGAACUCCUUCCCAGCCUUGUGGGCCAGGUCAACCCAUUCCCCUAGGCCUGGGACCUGGGUAUUUCCUGCUGGGCAGGUUCAAAUGAAGAAUCCCAGAGACAGAGCUCCCCUGCCCUAAAGACAUGGCUACUUCCUGCUGCCCUGAGAACAACAAGACUCCCCCGCCAUACACACAGCCAAGAAUACUAAUCCAUCCUCACACAGCCUGUUCCUAGAUGCCCCACCCCCACCCCCAGAUCCCAAGCCCACCAGCACCUCCUCAGGCUUUAGAGAUCCCAGGAGAUAGCGCAGGCCUGUCAAUAAACU
This is a messenger RNA of Chionomys nivalis (European snow vole), 5472 nucleotides long. It is a transcript of the gene Cfap74, whose product is annotated as cilia and flagella associated protein 74. The transcript is spliced from 39 exons. The record is from RefSeq and is a predicted model, not a curated record. NCBI's taxonomy places the organism in Eukaryota, Metazoa, Chordata, Mammalia, Rodentia, Cricetidae. Bases 308 to 5011 code for a protein of 1567 amino acids.